Messenger RNA from Endocarpon pusillum Z07020, 1473 nucleotides. RefSeq lists its product as uncharacterized. NCBI's taxonomy places the organism in Eukaryota, Fungi, Ascomycota, Eurotiomycetes, Verrucariales, Verrucariaceae. The transcript is spliced from 2 exons. Gene Ontology annotation, molecular function: guanyl-nucleotide exchange factor activity. Gene Ontology annotation, cellular component: cytoplasm. The record is from RefSeq and is a predicted model, not a curated record. Bases 1 to 1473 code for a protein of 490 amino acids.
AUGGCUGUACGACGAACUCCAGCAACGACACAGAGGACCAAGACCUCGAAAAAGCGAAGUCUGGAAGAUGACACGAGUCCCCUGUCAAAGCGCGUUAAAGCAUCUGCAAACGUUGCUAAACCACCCUUGAAGACAAGUGCCAGAGGCGGAACAUCGUCUACCCCAACAACCUUGCUGAACGCCAUUCCCACUAGACUCGAAGUAUUUGUGUUUGGAGAUGGCAGCGCUGGCGAGCUUGGCCUAGGAACUAAGAAUGCUAUCGAGGUGAAGAGACCGCGUCGCAACCACUUGCUUGACCCGAAGUCAGCUGGGGUGGUCAACCUAGCCGCGGGUGGGAUGCAUGCCGCCGCCCUGACUCAUGACCACAAAGUCCUGACCUGGGGGGUGAAUGAUCUAAGCGCUCUGGGACGUGAUACCACCUGGGAGGCCCCAAUGCGAGAAGUUAACGGCGAAGGAGACUCGGAUUCGGAUGAAAGCGAGCCUGACUUGAACCCACUCGAGUCGAAUCCAGCCGCUAUCCCUGCCGACAGAUUCUCUGCAGCCACCAGAUUUGUGCAGGUGGCGGCGGGCGACAGCACCACUUGUGUUUUGACUGAGGCGGUUUUGUCUAUGGUUGGGGCACAUUUCGCGCGUUUUCGGAUUCUACUUGAACCCGAUGACGAGGUUAUUGAAGUUCAACGCGAGCCCAUGCUUAUUCCAGGCCUCAAAAGAAUCGUUCAGCUCAGUGUUGGCAAUGACUUUUGCCUCGCACUUGACGCAGAGGGAAAAGUGUUUUCCUGGGGUAAUGGCGAGCAAGGCCAACUCGGCCGCCGCCUCGUCGAGCGUCGUCGCAUCAGGGCUCUUGUUCCCACUCGUGUAGCCAUACCUAGAAGCCGUAUUGCCUCCAUCCAUACUGGAGCCGACCACGCCUUUGCCAUCGAUUCGAAUGGCAACACAUGGGCCUGGGGAUCCAACAACUACGGUCAAACCGGAGUCACCAAGGGUGUGGGUCUGGGAGGUAGCAUUGUCAUCCCGCCACGGAAGGUCCCAUCUUUUGUUGGAAAGCAUAUAAAGAUGAUCGAGGGUGGACUUCAUCAUUCUGUUGCCGUCACCCAUGAUGGCGAAUGCCUCGUUUGGGGACGUAUUGAUGGUGCACAAAUGGGUUUGGAUAUCCAGAAACUCCCGCUUGACGAUCCCAACAAAGUGCUAUCCGCCCACGGAAGACCACGCGUUCUGCUUCAACCAACCUCUCUUGCUCUUUUGGGUUGUGUCUACGCUGCCGCCGGCUCUGACCACAAUAUUGCCAUCACUUCAGAUGGAAAGGCAUACUCCUGGGGCUUUAAUGCUAAUUACCAGUGUGGGCAGGGAGAUGAUGAUGACAUCUCCUUCGCAACCUUGAUUCAGUGCUCCGCAAUCGACGACAAGAAAUUGUCUUGGGCCGGGGCCGGCGGCCAAUACUCCAUGCUCGCGUCUGCUUGGAAGGAUAUUGAUUGA